GUCUGCUCCCCGGCCGCCCCCCGCCCCCGGGCCGCCUCCCGGGCCCGCCGUCCCCGCUGGCGGGGCCCGGAUAGAAGAUGGUGCCAGCUCCACGGCUUCCUCCGUUCCUUGAAGCCCUUCUGACUUGGAGGUGGUGACCGCUGAGGCCUGAAGCUCACACCCGCCCUGGCGGCCCCUUGGAUCCCUGCGAGGCCCCAUGAUCGCUCGGGGUAGCUGCCUUCCGCCUCAGUCAUGGCCGACGGGGGGACAGGCCCAGGACCCUUUCGAGCUGGCCUUCUCUCUAGACAAGGCCCAUCUUGGGGACUCUGACCACAGCCCGCAGCACGAGACCCGCCCUGGCAUGCCUACCAGCCAGCCCAUCGACAUCCCGGACGCCAAGAAGAGGAGUAAGAAGAAGAAGCGGGGCCGUGCGACCGACAGCUUCUCCGGGAGGUUCGAAGACGUCUACCAGCUGCAGGAGGACGUGCUGGGGGAGGGCGCCCACGCCCGCGUGCAGUCCUGUGUCAACGUCAUUACCGGCCAGGAGUACGCGGUCAAGAUCAUUGAGAAACAGCCGGGCCACAUCCGGAGCAGGGUCUUCCGGGAGGUGGAGAUGCUGUACCAAUGCCAGGGGCACAGGAACGUUCUGGAGCUGAUAGAGUUCUUCGAGGAAGAGGACCGCUUCUACCUGGUGUUUGAGAAGAUGCGGGGAGGCUCCAUCCUGAGCCACAUCCACCAGCGCCGGCACUUCAACGAGCUCGAGGCCAGCGUGGUGGUGCAGGACGUGGCCAGCGCCCUGGACUUCCUGCACAACAAAGGCAUUGCCCACCGGGACUUAAAGCCCGAGAACAUCCUGUGUGAGCACCCCAACCAGGUCUCCCCCGUGAAGAUCUGCGACUUCGACCUGGGCAGCGGCAUCAAACUCAACGGGGACUGCUCGCCCAUCUCCACCCCCGAGCUGCUCACCCCGUGCGGCUCGGCCGAGUACAUGGCCCCCGAGGUGGUGGAGGCCUUCAGCGAGGAAGCCAGCAUCUACGACAAGCGCUGCGACCUGUGGAGCCUGGGCGUCAUCCUGUACAUCCUGCUCAGCGGCUACCCGCCCUUCGUGGGCCGCUGUGGCAGCGACUGCGGCUGGGACCGCGGCGAGGCCUGCCCUGCCUGCCAGAACAUGCUGUUUGAGAGCAUCCAGGAGGGCAAGUACGAGUUCCCGGACAAGGACUGGGCCCACAUCUCCUUCGCCGCCAAAGACCUCAUCUCCAGGCUGCUCGUGCGUGAUGCCAAGCAGCGGUUGAGUGCCGCCCAAGUCCUGCAGCACCCCUGGGUGCAGGGGUGUGCCCCGGACAACACGCUGCCCACGCCCAGGGUCCUGCAAAGGAACAGCUGUGCCAAAGACCUCACGUCCUUCGCAGCCGAGGCCAUCGCCGUGAACCGGCAGCUGGCCCAGCGCGAGGAGGACGCGGCCAGCGAAGAGGCUGCGGGCCAGGCCCCGCCGGUCCUCAUCCGAGCUACCUCACGCUGCCUGCAGCUGUCCCCGCCCUCCGAGUCCAAGCUGGCCCAGCGGCGGCAGAGGGCCAGCCCGGCUGCCUCCCCCGUGGUCCUCGUGGGUGACCGCGGGUGACUGCACGCCCUCCACAUCCUGUAUAUAGACUGCCCCUGCACCCGGGCUCGCCUUGGGUGGGAGUUAGAGGUUUUUUGCUGUUGGUUCCCCCUUUUAAUCCAUCUACCCCCUCCCCUCGCCGCCCAGCCCCCUCCCUGUUUUAUUUUCCUUUCUGGCCACAGGGCCAAGGGCACGGGGCCGGGCAGGUGCACCCCUGCCCCACCCACUGUACUGUGAAGGGCCCUGUGGCCGCGCUGGGCUCGGACCCAUGUCCGGCCUCGUCCCCAGAGCGGGGGCCUCAGGGUUUCGGGGAUGCCCAGGAGCCUGGGCAGGGGCAGCGCGCCCCCCUGGCUGCCCGCCUUGUCCCCUGGAAAGUUGACAAUCGGGGCUUGCUUGGAUCCUGACCUCAAGCUGCAGCUGACCUUGGGGGACACACCCAGCUGCCCACCUGCCCCCGGCCCCGCCAGGGCCUGCUUCUCAGCUUCCUCCCCAGCCAGGGGCCGGAUGGUCGCGGUCAGCCACCACGGGGGCCUGAGUGCCCACCCUCAGGGCUCAGGCUGACACGGCCGUGUCCUGCCCUGCGCUGCCCUGCACAGCCCCCCGGCCUGGGUGGCACCCGCACGCCGCUCCCUCCGGCCACGACAUCUAUGCAAAGCCGUGCUUCCGCGGAGCCCCGGCCCCGCCCGCCGUGUUUAGUUAGUUUUUCUACAAAACAAAAAAAAACCAACAAAACAUGAGUCGGCUUCGUGUCCCUCUUCUCCAAUACUUGAAUGUCCGGGGGCGGGCAGGGGGCUGGUCGCCGACCCGGGCCCUGCGCCUCCCUCCCUGCCCCCCAAGCCUGGCAGCCGUGGGCGCUGCCGCCAGCCGGGCCUUUCCAAAGACCCCCCCACACACACCCGAGGUGGGCAGGGGAUCGGGCGGCAGCGCGGGACCCAAGCACUUUACCACGCUGAGCCGGCCAGCAGCAGCGCGUGCGCCAGGGUUUUGUAUUCUGUUUUGUAAGAUUUAAUAAAAAUCAUGAAAACCUG
This is a messenger RNA of Ochotona curzoniae (black-lipped pika), 2604 nucleotides long. It is a transcript of the gene MKNK2, whose product is annotated as MAPK interacting serine/threonine kinase 2. Gene Ontology annotation, molecular function: calcium-dependent protein serine/threonine kinase activity; calcium/calmodulin-dependent protein kinase activity; ATP binding. Gene Ontology annotation, biological process: intracellular signal transduction; peptidyl-serine phosphorylation; protein autophosphorylation. Bases 197 to 1597 code for a protein of 466 amino acids. NCBI's taxonomy places the organism in Eukaryota, Metazoa, Chordata, Mammalia, Lagomorpha, Ochotonidae. The record is from RefSeq and is a predicted model, not a curated record. Gene Ontology annotation, cellular component: cytoplasm; nucleus. The transcript is spliced from 14 exons.